Penicillium salamii is the source of this 726-nucleotide messenger RNA. The record is from the annotation of a GenBank genome assembly. Lineage: Eukaryota; Fungi; Ascomycota; Eurotiomycetes; Eurotiales; Aspergillaceae.
AUGUCAAUCGAAAUCACUCCGCUAGCUCAGGCCGAUAUUCCCGGCGCGGUAGAAUGCGUGCAACAAGCUUUUGCAGAUGAUCCAUACUUCCGAUGGGCUUUUGAUGAUCCAUCCAAGUUCAAUGUGGAACGAAACGCAGCUUCUCUCGCCGCCCACUUCAAAUACGGUAUCAGCUGCGGCUGUCCAAUAUCUGUUGCCAAACUUACACGCGCGCCGAGCGACGACAAAAGGGAUGCAGACAUACGCCUGCCGCCCGGUAGCGUGGUCGGUGUUGCUUGGUGGUACUCACCACAAGCACCAUCGCUGCCCCAAACCUGGACCGUUUGGGCACAGGACUGGAUUCUCUCCUUCCGUCAGCUAAUGAACAACAUUCUCUUCCUCGGCCGUGGUGGGCUGAACGUCCAUCGAUACAGGGUUUGGAAACAAGUGCAGCAAAAUGCGCAUGAUUUGAUCUGGCAAGACCCUCGUGGAUAUUACUUCUGCAAUGUGGUUGGUGUCAGCUCACAGGCUCGCGGGAUGGGUGUAGGAAAGAAGCUCAUGGCUGAUGUGAUCGACAAAGCGGACCGGGAAAACAUGCCUUGCUAUCUUGAGAGCUCGAAGGGAUACCCAAAUGUGAAGAUAUAUGAGAAGAUGGGCUUUGAGUUGAUCAAAGAGAUUGAAUGUGUUGAUGGAGGAGACAUUUGCAAGCUUUACUGCAUGAUUCGCAGCCCUCAGUCGAAGGCAUAA